Cricetulus griseus (Chinese hamster) is the source of this 465-nucleotide messenger RNA. The record is from RefSeq and is a predicted model, not a curated record. Lineage: Eukaryota; Metazoa; Chordata; Mammalia; Rodentia; Cricetidae.
GACUCAUUGCUCAGCCUCCUACUGGCCUAGUAAGGGCUUGGUGCCCUAGAGCCUGGCAGGCUGUCACAGGCAUGUAUAAAAGCAUGCUAAUCCAGUCCGUGGCACUAUACCUGUUGCUGUCCACUGCUGUACGAUGCUGGGAGGCUUGGGGAAGCUGGCGGCUGAGGGCCUGGCCCACCGCACUGAGAAAGCCACUGAGGGAGCAGUUCACGCAGUGGAGGAGGUGGUGAAGGAAGUGGUGGACCACGCCAAGGAGGUUGGAGAGAAGGCCCUUACCGAUGCCCUAAAGAAAGCCCAAGAAUCAGGGGACAGAGUGGUGAAGGAGGUGACCGAGAAGGUGACCCACACCGUCACUGAUGCUGUUACCCAUGCUGCAGAAGGCCUGGGUAGACUGGGACAGUGAGCCUGCCUACCACCAUCCUGGCCUUUCCUGAAUGUCAAUAAAAAGCCUGCAAUGUGAACAGA